Molecule: messenger RNA, 2919 nt
Organism: Camelus dromedarius (Arabian camel)
Lineage: Eukaryota; Metazoa; Chordata; Mammalia; Artiodactyla; Camelidae
Gene: SAMD3
Product: sterile alpha motif domain containing 3
Exons: 11
Coding region: 101-1543 (480 amino acids)
Molecular function (GO): protein binding
Source: RefSeq, a predicted model, not a curated record
CUGGAUUGGGUACCAUUGUACGUCUCUAGCUGUCUGUUAGUAAAGCUGAGGGAUGCCUGUAGAAAAAAAGUAGGAGAAGGUGUACCUACAGGAUACAGCAAUGGAAACCUGGUCAGUUGAGCAGGUCUGCAAUUGGUUGGUGGAGAAAAACUUAGGAGAGCUAGUUCAUAGGUUUCAAGAGGAAGAAGUCAGUGGGGCUGCUCUUCUAGCGCUUAAUGAUCGAAUGGUUCAGCAACUAGUAAAGAAAAUUGGGCACCAAGCUGUUCUAAUGGAUUUAAUUAAAAAAUAUAAGCAGAAGAGUCAAGAACUGAAGUCCCCGGGAAGCCCUCGAGAAGCAGCCCGGGUCCUGCAAGUGGAAGCAGCCCCAGAGGAUGACCAGUCCUCCAGUCCAGCCAGUCGUGGGGAGCAGGUGCCAUCUUCCCAUCCAGCUGAAAACCUUGAUCAUGGACUAAUUGACCAAAGAGUCCUGAAACAGAGAAGGAAUGUGAAGCAUGUCCUAGCAAGAAAUAAAGCAUUACAGUGGACUAAGUCCUAUGUUUUACCAGAGUUUCCUUACGACGUCAAAUGCAUGUUAGCAGAACAGAAGUGUCCCGAUCACAGCAUGAGGAUAAGGAUCAUCGAGUUUCUCCAGGCCGACAUGACUAAGUAUCUGGAAGGCUCACUGUACCCCACCACCCAGCAGUACAACGACGUGGUCAGCGCCCUGCUGCAGGCCCACCCCUUCCUGGACGAGGACGGCGGUGGCUUUUUUUUAUGGAAACGAGCCCUAAAAGAUCGCUUUAAAUAUGUUCGAAGACCCAUAGAAGAUGAUGAACAAGUGCUGAGAAAUAAGUGUAAAUUUGGCCACCGAAGAGGCCAGACAAGAAAAUCUCUUGCUGAUACAAGAUUUGAUGAAAUGAAAACUGUCCAGAUAAAAAAGGAAGCUGUUUAUUUAGAUUCUGAGGUAGAUGAACAUAUUAACUGGUUCCAACAAGAAUAUGUGAAAACAGAAAAGGACUGGAGAGAAGUUGAUAGAAGGAUGAGCCAGACUUUGGAAAUAAGAAGAAAGCUAAUCAGCAGCAGAACACCUCUGAAGGACAUUCUUCAGAUGUUUCCUUUCCUGAAGUGCCCUUAUCAGAUGUUCAGAGAAUUCCAGCUUCUCACAAGAACAGAUAUUUAUAAGAAAACAAGGCACAUUUUGGAAUCCUAUUCGGAAAAUAUACUGGCUUCUUUUUCUUUGGUGGACAAUCCAAUCAAUAUUGCAUUGCAAGAAAAAGUGAAACAGCAUACAGAUGAAGACACGUUGAAACAUAUGAAGAUGACAGCCAUGUGCUUACUCCUACCAGAUGUUUUUGGGGAGGAUCCCAGCCUUUUUGUCAUUUUGAAUGAGAAGCAAAACACACUUUUGCUCUCAGCCUCAGAGUACGUAAGGAACCUUGGCAGCCGUGUGGAAUUAGGGAUUGAACUGUGUCCUUCCCAAAUUCAUAUGCUGAAGAGCUCAUCUCCAGUAACCUUCAAAUGUGACUUUAUUUGGAAGCAGGGUCACUGCACUGUCAUCAGUUAAGGUGAGGUCAUACCAUAGCAGGGUGGGCCCCUAAUCCAAGAUGACUGCUGUCCUUAUGAAAAGGGGCGAUUUGGACACAGACAGACACAUACAGAUAGAGGACAACGUGAAGACAACCAGGGAACACCAUCCACAAGCCGAGGAGAGAGCUUCCUCCUGGCCCUCGGAAGGAAGCUACUCUGCUAACGUGAUGACUUCUACACUUCUUCAGAUGUCUGGCCUCAGAAUUGGAAGAUAAUAAAUUUUUGCUGUUUAAGCUGCUGGUUUAUGGUACUUUGUUACAGCAGCAAACGAAUCCUACCCUAAAUUCUGUAUUCAGUUCACUAAAUAAAGGCUAAAGUAAUUAAGUAGCAGUUUCUUGAAAUUUUCCUCUUUCCUCUAAAAAUAAAAACCUAUAAAUUUAAAUUGCUUAAUAAAUACUUAAUCAGGAAGAACUAGAGUCAUCUUAUACAACUCCAAGUAACAACUUUUUUUGUGGAAAAAAAUUGCUGCUUUUCAGCAAGGAAACAUCCUACUGUCAUAAACUCAAAGUAAAGACAUUGUGAUGUUAAUUUCUAAGUGUAAGACAAGGUAAGUGACAGCCAUGAGAAACCCGUUUCUAUUGUUUUCUGGAAACAUUUGCUGUGGUCCCAUGUGCUUGUGCUGUGACAGCCUUCUGAGAAUCAAGGCCAACAAGAGAAGCAGAUCUAUUUACACUUCACUCAACCCAGGCAGACCGUGGGAGAAUGAAGGGUCUGAUGGAAGUCUUCUGAGUCAUUAACAAAAAUGUCAACUCACACACCGGCUCCCAAGGAGCUCACUACAAAGAGUGAGCGGUUUAUUACAACCUUGGACCCUACUGAGUCUUCUUCUGAGACUGUAGGAGUUUAAAGUGACAGAUGACUGAUGAAAAGGAACAUUCAGAAAAUUACAAGGCUGGGAUCUGAAAGUUAGAAGUGGGAUGAGAAGGAUAAAUUUUGGUAGAUUAUUAUUUUUAUGGUUACCCUGGGAAGGCAAAAAUCAUCUUGCGGCUAGAGUCAGUGUAUUACAUACAUGCUGCUCUGAGGUGGGGCCAUAAGGAUGAGCCUCCACUGGAAAGAAGUAAACAGUUCAAGAACUUUCUAAGAACAGGGAUCACUGCAGUGUAUUCCUGGGUUUAUUUUUUGUUUGCUUUGUAAUGCAUAUAAAUUGGUCUAACUCCAGAGAUUAAGUAUCUUGCUAACGUCCCAAAACUCUGAAGGAGGAUUUUGAACUUGGGGGUUUCUUGCCCAAAUUUCAUUAUUCUUUCCACUGUGGACUGACGGUUCUUUUUACAGUGUUUUAACUCUGCAAAUCACAGCGACAUGCUCUUUGAAUGUCUUUCUCAGAGUGUAAAGGUAUGAGUAUAUUCACCCAAU